CCUGCAUCCGGGCUUGCAGGGGCUGCUCUGAAGACGGGCGAGCAGCAUGGACGCCCACGGCGAAUCCCAGUCUGACGCGAGCUGUUCGUCGUUUUCCCGGGACGGCUCCGGGGUCUCGGUGUCCAGGGAGCUGCUGACGGCGGGCAGCGGCGGCCGCGGAGGUAUAUGGGACAGGUUGCUCAUCAACUCCAAGCCUAAUUCCAGAAAGAAUUCCACUCUUCAAACAGUUCGGAUAGAGAGGAGUCCCUUAUUGGACCAAGUACAGAGCUUUCUCCCACAGAUGGCUCAGGCAAACGAAAAGCUAAGGAAAGAAAUGGCAGCUGCACCACCUGGUCAUUUCAAUAUUGAAAAUAUUGACGAGACUCUCGGAAAAGUUAUACAAGUGGAUGUGGCCUUGUUUGAGAUGAAUCAGUCUGAUUCAAAAGAAGAGGACAGUUCAGAAGAGAAUUCACAAGACAGUUCAGAGGACAGUUCAGGAUCUGAGGAUGAAGAUGAUAGCACCUCUUCUGAAGGUGAAGUCACCAUCGAUACCAUUAAGCUUCCUCAUUCAGAAGAUGGAAAAGGCAAAAUAGAGGUUCUGGACCAUCCUGCCAGUGAAAAGAAAGAAACAGGGAAAUAAACAAUCUGAGAAACAGG
This is a messenger RNA of Eubalaena glacialis (North Atlantic right whale), 636 nucleotides long. RefSeq names its product NOP protein chaperone 1 (gene NOPCHAP1). Bases 47 to 619 code for a protein of 190 amino acids. NCBI's taxonomy places the organism in Eukaryota, Metazoa, Chordata, Mammalia, Artiodactyla, Balaenidae. The record is from RefSeq and is a predicted model, not a curated record. Gene Ontology annotation, molecular function: box C/D methylation guide snoRNP complex binding. Gene Ontology annotation, biological process: box C/D snoRNP assembly. The transcript is spliced from 4 exons.